Molecule: messenger RNA, 1113 nt
Organism: Priapulus caudatus
Lineage: Eukaryota; Metazoa; Priapulida; Priapulimorpha; Priapulimorphida; Priapulidae
Product: gastrula zinc finger protein XlCGF8.2DB-like
Exons: 2
Coding region: 10-1113 (367 amino acids)
Biological process (GO): regulation of transcription by RNA polymerase II
Cellular component (GO): nucleus
Molecular function (GO): RNA polymerase II cis-regulatory region sequence-specific DNA binding; DNA-binding transcription activator activity, RNA polymerase II-specific
Source: RefSeq, a predicted model, not a curated record
ACGUUGAAAAUGCACAUCCAAACGCACAGAAAAGAUCGACCAUACCAAUGCGAUGUGUGUGUGUCGACAUUUAAAACUGUGCUUGGACUAAAGAACCAUGCACGCAAGCACAGCGACAAGAGGCCGCACAAAUGUGACGUGUGUGCAGCGACGUUUAAAACUCGGCAGGGAGUGACAAGCCACAUGCACAGACACAGCGACGAGAGACCGUACAAAUGCGAAGUGUGCGGUGCAACGUUCAAAAUAUUGCAGCGACUGAUGGACCACAUGCUCAUACACACCGGAGAGAGACCCUACAAGUGUAAAGUGUGUCCGUGGGCUUUCCGCAGCAUGUCAAAUUUAAACAAGCACACACGCAUACACACAGGUGAGAGACCCUACGGCUGCACAGUGUGUCCAGCACGGUUUAAGAUCAACGCGCAUCUCAAGUCACAUCUGCGCAUACACACGGGAGAGAAACCGUACACCUGCCACUUGUGCGAGUAUCGCAGUGUGACACGUUCCGACCUGAAGAAGCAUCUCAUGGUUCACACCGGCGAGAAACCGUUUGCGUGUGAUACUUGUGCAGCGACGUUCGCUCGCAAGCAUCUUCUUCUUUCACACGAGCAAGUGCACACUGGGAAGAGACGGCACCAGUGCGACGUGUGUAAACUGCGCAUUGCGUCUGUGUCGGACCUGCACAAGCACAUGCGCACUCACACCGGUGAGAAACCGUAUCGCUGUGACGUUUGCAAGAAGAGCUUCAGCCAGGCCCCUCGACUGUCGAAGCAUCUCAUGGUUCACACCGGCGAAAAACCGUUUGCGUGCGAUACUUGUGCAGCGACCUUCGCUCGCAAGCAUCUUCUUCUUUCACACGAGCAGGUGCACACUGGAAAGAGACGGUACCAGUGUGACGUGUGUAAACUGCGCAUUGCGUCUGUGUCGGACCUGCACAAGCACAUGCGCACUCACACCGGUGAGAAACCGUAUCGCUGUGACGUUUGCAAGAAGAGUCAGCCAGGCCCCUCGACUGUCGGCCCACUUUGCCAAAGCUCACUCACAGUAAGCAGUCACACGACAAGACUAGACGAUCAUACGACGAACAGUCCAAAAAGAAGACCAACAGUCACUUGA